CAUUAUCAAUCAUAGAAAACCCGUCAUACAAUAGGUUCAAGCUAAAGUACCGUAUCACCAUGGUAAUUACCUGGAAAUUCGGUGUGUUUUCUACGUUUUUGUUAAACAAGCAGCAAUGUGCAACAGAAAUUACCAUGGUGAUAGAGUAGAUGACCGUGUGAAGCGGUGUGAGAUGCAGCAAAGCUUGGUGACAUCGUCCAAGAUCGACAGGGAUGGCGGGUCACCUGCCGUGACGCUGUCGACGCUAUUGUCCAGUCCCGCAUGGAGCCUGUGGCGAAGCCCCUCAUUUGUGGCACUUGUGCGCGCAGUUUUCGUCGGCCACAGGAUAUUGCGACGCACAAGUGUAAAGCUGUUCGCGCGGCCCGCGCGCGCUGAGUAUGGCGUUCCCCGCCCGGUGGACAACACGUCUCCUGGUCUGCCCCGUAUGGGGCCACAUAGCCAGUCAUGGCAGUGGAAGAAGGAAGGAAGCUUUCACUGUCCAGGAGCGACACUGACUCGCACUGCUAUCUGGUGCUCACUAGGUGUUUGUCGCGCUGCAAACGGAGCGUCUCUCAUUAGGCGAUUUGAUCGCAGGACGAGAGAGGAGCUGAUGGACGAUCUCUCCAAUGUUCCACUUGGUUCGGAGCGGCGCCGAGUGCUGACGUUGGGACUUGGCCAUUCAACUGCAGUGCCAGUCUGGCUACCUGCCCUGCCUGCGUUCCAGCCUGUGGCUGUAUCCUGCCAUCACAGCGCUGCGACGGUGUUUGGUACGACUGUGCUGAUGGCUCUGAUGCACAGUACUGCCCAGGCAAGGUCACACCAGCUCCAGGUCAAACCGACUGCCAGGUCCUGUCACCACCGGCACUGGGCUCAAUGACCGUGAACGGCUUGAUGUUCAGCAACACGACCACGUUUGUGUGCAGUCUCCCUAUGUCCUUAUGGGUUCGGCCGUGUGUACUUGUGAAAUCAACGGCCAGUGGAGCGGUGUGCAGCCAACUUGCGUCCUGACGACUGCUGCUCUGAGUGCGGCCAGUGACGAGCUAGUCAAGGACUCCGUCUCAGAACGCAUGACACAAACGUGUUAGCUCCUGCUCCAUGCCCAUUGUUGGAGCGACAGUCCUGGAGUCCAGAGUUGCAAGUGAGGUGGUGAUACGGCAAGCAGACGGUCGCAAAGUAUGGCUUAAAAGCUCUACAUCUGGCAAGUGGCCGGCAUACCACCCCAAUGGACAUCGGAACAGUACACGUAGAGUAGCAUCUCUACGUGACAGGGUAUGAGCGCAAGCCAGUAUUGCCAAGCACUGGGGACCUUUGGCAAUCUGAAGAAUGUUUUGUCCGAGAAUCGAUCCUUGGAUCUGUGGCGUUGCAGUUGUGGUGCUCCCGACCCUCUUGCGCGAUGGCCGCGGAGACCUAGCGAAAAGGUUCGAGACAUACGGCAUCUCAAUAUCUUCCACCACAAUCAGUACAUCAGCACCACCAUCGAGUGUAGCGACAUCAGCAAUAGAAGACGCACAUGAUAUCAUCCACCCUUACGGCCUUAGCGAAGACCCGGGAAUACCUGAGAAGAUGUUAGCCGCAACUUUACUGGAAAAGUCGUCGGUGACAACGGCACUCCAUAUUUUAGCUCCAUGCAGUUAGGUCUCUCAACAAGUGUACCCAAAGUUUUCAAGCUAAUACACAAGCAAAUUCACUAGGGGCCGAGUAUAUUUUCCUACACCUCUCCCUGUUUGUUGUUGUUAUUUCUGCAUUCAAAUUGUUUGUGUACCUGUACAUUUAUUACAGUAGAGCCACGCAUCCACAGCUGUUGUUUCCAAGGGGUCAGGCUCGUCAGUUAUACAAAACCUUUCAGCAAUCUGGCCUUAGGCUUAGUUCCUUGACUUUUUGUACCACUUUCUUAGAUGCACAUCCCACUGGAUAGUGAGCAAUACGUGUGUAGCAGAAUCUGUAUUCCAGAAAAGCAGAGACUCGAGUCUAUUGACACUGCGUUUCUUUUUAAAACGUUAUUGGCUGUGGUGUGUACCUAGAGGUAUACACGUACAUUCCUG
Sycon ciliatum is the source of this 2021-nucleotide messenger RNA. RefSeq lists its product as uncharacterized. Bases 116 to 856 code for a protein of 246 amino acids. The transcript has 9 exons. NCBI's taxonomy places the organism in Eukaryota, Metazoa, Porifera, Calcarea, Leucosolenida, Sycettidae. The record is from RefSeq and is a predicted model, not a curated record.